Molecule: messenger RNA, 1999 nt
Organism: Scatophagus argus
Lineage: Eukaryota; Metazoa; Chordata; Actinopteri; Scatophagidae
Product: zinc homeostasis factor 1
Exons: 6
Coding region: 35-1759 (574 amino acids)
Biological process (GO): intracellular zinc ion homeostasis; detoxification of zinc ion; zinc ion transmembrane transport
Cellular component (GO): Golgi apparatus; endoplasmic reticulum
Molecular function (GO): zinc ion transmembrane transporter activity; calcium channel inhibitor activity
Source: RefSeq, a predicted model, not a curated record
AGGACGAUACCAUCCACCCCCUCCUCAAACUCACAUGACUGCGAUUAGAGCAGAGGAGGAGUGUGGUGGGACAGAGAGAGGGAGAGAUGUUGCAAGUAUGAAAGUGCUACACUGGUGCCUGCUGGGAGUGACCAUCCUGCUGCUGGUGUGCGAGGUCACCAUCAGUCAGCUGUGCAACUCCCUCAUCGUCCUGGUGGAUGGUUUUCAUGCUCUUUUCAUUCUCAUGCGCAUGGUUAUUACUCCUCUUCAAACUGCAAGCACAAUAAAACCUCCUCUCAGCUCUUUGGACUCUCCUGCAUCUCCUCCACAUGCUUCCUCCUCCUCAGCAGCAUCUCCUGCCAACCUGCCUGACACCCAGACCGCCACUAAUGGGUCAACCAUCCCAGAUCGACCCCCCACUCCUACUAAAAUCUCACCUGCAGCCUUCGUCUGUGGUUUGUCCUAUACCUCCUGCAGGAUUCAGGUUGUGGGGGGUUUUGUUUCUGCUCUCCUCUUGGCCUCUCUGUGUCUCUCCUAUAUUAUGGAAAUUGUUGGCUUUAUCCUGGAGCCACAACCAGUACAGCGCCCCCUGUUGCUUGUAAUGGUCAGCACUGUCAGUCUGCUCCAUAAGAUGAUUGUGCUCUGGCUGAUGUGGGACCAGCUGCAGGCCCCGGAGAGCAAAUCUCACCUUGAAGUGAACCAGAAAGUUCCUCUCUUUGACUCAACCAAAGGCCAGGCUGAGCCGAGGCGAGCCCUGUGUGACGUUAGCCAAGUCCAGUCUGCUGUGGACGACUUGCUCCACAGUGGGACGCUUGUCCUCUGUAACCCGGGAACCUCCAGCAUCCCUGAUACUGACUCUCAAACCCCAGAGCCACAGGUAGAAGUUCAUACCGCAGCUCCACAGGACAACAGAGACUGUGAGGUAGUAAGCGGCGCUGCAGAUUUGAGUCAUUCAAAAGACAUCACAGAGCUUUCCAAAGACAACACCUGCAUGGAACAUCUUGGAAGUCAAAAUGCAUCUAAAACCUCAUCAGUCUACAAGUCAUCACAUCACACUGAGAGGCCCCUACCAACCAGCCAGUGGCCAGUCCGUCUCCCUUUGUUCAUCCUCAUCAUUCAGGGCCUUUGUAGCUCCCUUCUAGCUCUGAUCAACAGUCUGGUGAUGCUGCUGAUUGCUCCGCAGCACUUGCACAGCUCUGGAGCCUGUCGCCUCCUGGUUUACCUGGAUCCUAUCCUGUCCUUACUGGCUGUGAUUACACUGACUGCCACAACUACGCCACAGGUGCACAGGUAUGGACUGCUGCUGCUACAGGCCACGCCUCCGCAUGUUUGUGUAUCUGAUCUUGGACGGAGGAUUGCCAGUGUCCCUGGGGUGCAGGCGGUACACGACCUCCACAUCUGGCAGUUAAAUGAAUCUUUCACGGUGGCCUCCGUCCAUGUACACUGCCAUGUGGACUUUCCAGCACACAGGUGUCCUGAUCUGAUGCUGGGGAUCACUAACGUGCUACAGAGUGUAGGAGUGAACUGCUGCACUGUUCAACCUGAGUUUCCUUCCUGCCCUGGAUCAUGUGGAGGCUGUGGUGACGCCUCCGCCGUCGUCCACAGAGAGGAUCCCUCCCUGCCUGCUCUCCUGGCCUGCAGUCUUGCCUGCGGAAAGGCCUGUGCAGGGAGUCUGUGCUGCUCUCCCUUAGAAGAGGAGAGCAGAACUCUGCUGGCCCCACCAGCUGGGGAAACAAAGGAAGAGCCUCAGAGUCUGGUCAUCGAGAACACCUUCCUCUGAAUGUCGGUUUUAACCAAAGAGUGCACUGAUGUAAAAACAAAGAUGUCAUCUGUCUGAAAAUAUACUUUGUGCAUUUUAUGUAAAUGUUCUGUUAGAUUUAUGACAUUUACAGGGUGCUGUGCCAAAGAUUUUUAUGCAGUAUCAAGAGACUGCAUUUUCUCCCCCUUGUGUUGUUUAAUUUGUACCUGAAGUAUUUCUGUUCUCACCCAUUAAUGUACUGAAAUAAAACGUAUAAUAAAA